GAGAUGGCGGCCGAGCCGAGCAGAGAGGAGCGGUGGAGCCUCGCCUGCACGACGGCGCUCGUCACUGGCGGCAGCAAAGGGAUCGGUCAUGCCAUAGUUGAGGAGCUCGCUGGCUUUGGGGCGCGGGUGCACACCUGCUCGCGGAACGCGGCCGAGCUAGAGGACAGCCGCCGGCGGUGGGAGGAGAAGGGUAUGAGAGUCACCGUCUCCGUCUGCGAUGUCUCCGUGCGCGCCGAGAGGGAGAAGCUCAUGGAGACGGUCAAAGAAACCUUCGACGGCAAGCUCGAUAUACUCGUAAACAACGCGGGGCAAUUAUUCGUCAAGGCGGCAGCGGAAUGCACGGCAGAUGAGUACUCGCAUUUGAUGGCCACUAAUUUGGAGUCCUUCUUCCACCUCAGCCAGCUCGCAAGACCUCUUCUGCUUAACGCCUCCGUUGCAGGAGGAGGCAGCAUCGUCAACAUGUCCUCCAUUGGAGGCACAAUCAGCUAUGCAGGCGCCGCGAUUUAUAAUGUCACAAAAGGAGCCAUAAACCAACUCACAAGGAGCCUUGCUACUGAGUGGGCACCGGACAAGAUCCGUGUAAACGGUGUCGCCCCAGGAUUUGUCACGACUGAUAUGAUCAAAGAUACAACUACAGAUCAGCUAGAGGAUGAGCACUCGAAGACGCCUAUGCGCCGAAGCGGCAAGCCGAUGGAGAUCGCCUCGGCGGUGUCAUUUCUGUGCCUGCCAGCCGCCUCCUUCAUUACCGGCCAGGUCAUUUCUGUCGAUGGUGGCCGAACCAUUAGUGCUUAAUUAGCUGCUCUAAAUUGGACGCCUUUAAGCAGAUUUAAGGACAUACGGUAUUGGUAUGUCUGCAAACUUGUGUAUUGGUCUUUGAAAUUUUCUGUGUAAUAAAAUAUGCAUACGAAAUCUUGUUAGAGAAGAAAGCGGCGUAGCGAACCAGUUCGUGUAACGCAAUUCGAAGGCUCGCGGUGAAUGAAUU
Lolium rigidum is the source of this 982-nucleotide messenger RNA. Its product is annotated as tropinone reductase homolog At2g29290-like. Lineage: Eukaryota; Viridiplantae; Streptophyta; Magnoliopsida; Poales; Poaceae. The record is from RefSeq and is a predicted model, not a curated record. The transcript has 5 exons. Bases 4 to 792 code for a protein of 262 amino acids. Gene Ontology annotation, molecular function: oxidoreductase activity.